Molecule: messenger RNA, 813 nt
Organism: Musa acuminata subsp. malaccensis (wild Malaysian banana)
Lineage: Eukaryota; Viridiplantae; Streptophyta; Magnoliopsida; Zingiberales; Musaceae
Source: RefSeq, a predicted model, not a curated record
CGAGAGCGAAGUGGACGACUUCGCGAAGACCUACCUCCAUCUCUCCUCUCGUCUUCCACAUGCGGAGGUGCCGAUCGGGUUGACAGCGUGUUCGUAGCACUUACGAUAGCGAGAGGAGGUGAUUCGGUGAGGCAUGCAGACGGAUCGGACGGACAACAGCUUGAGGCCCAGCAGCAGCGGCGGGACCCGAGGCAGCGGAAGCCUCCCCCCCGGGUUCGAUACGGCCGCCUCCAAUCUUCCCGUCCUCGGCCCACGUGGCGAUGCCGGCGCCCCCCUCCCGCUCAAGGCUAUGCAGACCUCAGGAGACAUUCUAAAACUCAAACAGGAGAUUGAGCCAGAAUUGUUUCUGGAUGAUGAAAGUUGGGGCCUUAGUGAUGCUAAUUCGGCAAGUCAAGCACAAGGUCAUUAUUCUGGAUCAGGCAGUCAUGAUUGGCAUGGCCGUUCAGGACAAUCUACUUUAUUUGGAGAUGUGAAGUCUUGGGAUACAAUUUAUGGGAAUAAAGAAUCAAGUCAGCUGAACUCAGGACAUGAAAAAACAUGGCGAUUAAGUAAGCGGGGCUCACAGUUUCCAUCAAGCUAUCAAGUUUCUUCAACUCAGGUAGGAACUGCCCCUGCUCUACAUAAGGCUGAAGUGGCAUGGUCAGCACGAAGAGGCAAUCUUAGACAAAAAGAGCACGUGCUGAAAACAGUAAAAUGUAUAUUGAACAAGCUGACACCAGAAAAGUAUGAUGUUCUCAAGGGCCAAAUAAUUAAUGCUGGAAUUACUACACCCGAUAUUCUUAAGGUUAUGAUCUCUCCCUAACUUUAUACGAU